Messenger RNA from Cyphellophora attinorum, 546 nucleotides. RefSeq lists its product as uncharacterized. The record is from RefSeq and is a predicted model, not a curated record. Lineage: Eukaryota; Fungi; Ascomycota; Eurotiomycetes; Chaetothyriales; Cyphellophoraceae. The transcript has a single exon. Bases 1 to 546 code for a protein of 181 amino acids.
AUGAAGUUCACCCUCACAACAGCCACCCUCCUCCUGAGCGCCAGCCUCAGCCAGGCUACCGUCGAGGCCGACUCGUCCCUGAACACCACCUCGCUUCGCGCCCGAUACAUGAUGAAAUGGGACAGCUGGCAAGGCAAUGCGCCCUACUCCUUCUGCGACCAAUGCCCCGAGCCCGCACGCGACGGAGCCAAAGGGCCCGUGUCCUGCAACACAAACUCCCACACCUGCGACGGCAAAGCCCUCACCAACGAUAUCUGCGCCCAACAAUGUUCCUGUGACCUGCCCUCCGGCUUCAUUACCUGUAAAGCGUGGUCUGGUUGUCGCGAUCGGACAGUUGAAUGGAAUUGUCAGUGUCACAGUGUGGCCGUGCCUACCGAGGGCAAGUGUAUAGGUUUUAUGUCGUGGGAUCAAGGGCUGCAGGCGCAGAAAACCGGCAAGUGGCCAAGCAUACCGCCGAAUAAGAUCAAAGCGCAUCCAAUUCCACAGGAUGUGUCGGCUUUCAAGAAGAGGGCCUUUGGGCGGUGGGGUGGGUUUGGGCUUUUCUAA